CGGGUGGCACCGAGAGUAGUGUGGCUGAAGCGGAGCUCGGCGGCCACCCGUGCCCCAGCAGUAUGCAAUCCGGAGCGCGAGUGAUAGGGAGGCUCGUUCAGUGGUCGUCGUGGUUUUAUCCCCCCUCCCCCCAGCCUCCUUUACGAUUGAACUUUGGUACACACUAAACACUACAAAAAUAAUGAGCUCGCGCGAGCUUUAAGGGCGAGAGAGAGAGUGUGUGCACGUAGACAGGACCAGGGCGAACGAGCUCCACCCAGGAUCGCAAGGAGGAGCAUCGCUCCUUUUUACGCCUCGACAGGCCCAAAAUUCACAAAUACAACACGGUACCGACACACCAAAUCGCGCCAUACGCGCAAGGAAGGAAACAAUAAAAUAAACAGCCGUGCGUGGGCGCGCUCGCUCGCGUGUGUGUGUUGGUGCACCACAUAUUUAUAAGUGUAUACAUAGGUAUACAUAGCAAGAGACAUUCAGGAGGUGCGUGAGUGCUUUUGUGCGGAAGGAGUAGGACGAGGGGCACACACGUAAAGUAAACACGCAAGUCGGCAGAGGAGUAGCAUUGAAUGUAACCACACGUAUAUGUAUAUAUAUAUAUAUAUAUAUAUUUACGCGUAGGGUGUCGAGAGCAGCCCCCAUCGAUCGAGGCUGCGCCCCGGUGCUGCUCCCGCCGUCUAUAACCUUCUACCCGUGGCGCCACACGGCCCCGGGACAAGCGUCUCGUGUCUCACCCACCCUCCGUUUGGUAUUAUCCCUUGCUGGGCAAAACCAAGGAAGGGACGGAGACAAAUAACACACCCACACAAGCGCUGUACUCACAAGGAGAUGAAGUAGAAAGAGGAGGAGGAGGAGGUGGCAAGGUCGAGGAGGGUCGCAUCGGCACGUAGUAUAGAGUAUGGCUCGAGGCUCCGUGCAUCCGUCACGUAGAGGCAGCCAGUAGCUCGAGGGAACGUGCAAUCGGAAGUCUGAUCAAUAAACAGAGAGACAAAUAAAUAAAUAAAAAAAAAAAGGGGGGUAAGGUGGUAACAAUGGCCUGGGGCUACUGGAGCGCGACCUCGGUGAGCGACCGGGGCCGCUCGCCUCGUCGCGACCGCGACAAACACCAGGGCAGCAGCGCCCACGGCUACCUCCAGCAGCACCAGCAGCAAGCGCCCGGCAACAACCUCCUCCAGCAGCAGGAGCUACAGGUUCCCCAAACCUCCCAACAGCAACAGCAGGAGCCCAAGGUCGCGGAGCUCGUCACGGUGCACCACACCGAGCAGUCGCAGCCGUACCCGGCCCAGGGCUCCACGGCUGGUCUGUCCCUCUCGGCCGAGCAGCUGUUGCACGCGGGUGGCUCCGGUACCCAGCACCAGCACCAAAUCCAAGCCGAGCUAGCCGCCGCCGGUGAUGCCCAGGGCGGUGGCCUACAGGACCGCCCGACCACCGGCAAUACCUCGGGCUUCCAUCCCGCGUCGUACGCCACCUUGUCCACCCGCGCCCGCGCCGAGAGCCUAUCCUCCGGGGUACGGCCCACUCCGAGCAGCUACCCACCCACCUCCCUGAACCACAGCCCCGUCGAGAGCGACUACGAGCUCCUGCCCGGCUGUUACGGUAUCCACCAUCGCCACGACCACCGCCACGAGGACCGCCCGCUCCCCCAACGCCGGGCCACGUUGUCCUCCUCCUCCUCGUUGCCAGGCCGGGACCACCACCUCGUGCACGCCUCCUCGCGGAUGAAGCUCAUCAGGGACGACGACGACGACGACGACGAGGAGGAGGAGGGUCUCAUCGAGGGCUUGUCCGACGUGGAGUUUGACGACGCCCUCAGCACCGAGAUCAGCAAUUACCCGAGGUACGGGCAACAGCAGUACCUGCACCACCACCACCACCACCAGCCGUCGGGUUGUCUGUUGCACGGGAUGCCGGCCUACAGGGUCUCGGCCUCCGAGAACCCCUCGCCACCCCUGCCCCCGGCCAUGGCUGCUGGCGACCACACACCCGGUGGGGACACCCAAGUCUGGCUCGACGACAUCUCAUGGGUCUUUCCCAAUGUACCGCCUGCGCCGGGGAUGCCAUGCCAGGGCGAGGACCGGAGUAUCUACAGACGCGGUGCACGCAGAUGGAGAAAGCUCUACCGGGUGAACGGACACAUAUUCCAGGCCAAGCGUUUCAAUAGGCGCGCCUUUUGCGCCUUCUGCCAGGACCGAAUCUGGGGUCUAGGCCGCCAGGGUUUCAAGUGCAUCCAGUGCAAGCUCCUGGUGCACAAAAAGUGCCACAAGCUCGUGCGCAAGCCCUGCCUGAACCAGCAACAACAGCCGGGCGGCCCGGGCGACCAGCAGACCGGUGAGCGGAACGGCGAACAGGCCCAACUCGACUCGUCCCCCCAAUCGAGUCCUCAGGGGAUACACCUCGACUUUUACCAUGGCACCGACAACACCAACGAGGAGGGCGCCUACGGCCGACUUGGUUCGUCCAAGGAUCACCAGCACCGCUACAAGGACAACAGCAAAGCCGGCUCGGAUUCGGCGGGAGGUUCAGCCGCGACGACGGGCCCGGGUGAGCUCGAGGGUGGCGAGGAGCUGGCCCUGGACGAGAUGGCGGGCGUCGAGGGGGCGAGCGACCGGCAGUACAGCCUCCAGGACUUUGAGCUGAUACGGGUGAUUGGCCGCGGCUCGUACGCCAAGGUGCUCAUGGUCGAGCUCAAGGCGACAAAGCGCAUAUACGCGAUGAAGGUCAUCAAAAAGGCCCUGGUCACCGACGACGAGGACAUCGACUGGGUACAGACGGAAAAACACGUCUUCGAGACUGCCUCGAAUCAUCCCUUCCUCGUCGGCCUCCACUCGUGCUUCCAGACGCCCUCGAGGCUCUUCUUCGUCAUCGAGUUCGUGCGGGGUGGUGAUCUUAUGUUCCACAUGCAGAGGCAGCGCCGGCUACCCGAGGAGCACGCCAGAUUUUACGCCGCCGAGAUCAGUCUCGCCCUCAACUUUUUGCACACCAAGGGUAUAAUUUACCGGGAUCUGAAGCUCGACAACGUCCUGCUCGACCACGAGGGCCAUGUCAAGCUGACCGACUACGGCAUGUGUAAGGAGGGUGUGCGCGAGGGCGACACCACGGCAACCUUCUGCGGCACGCCGAAUUACAUAGCGCCCGAGAUCCUGCGGGGCGAGGAUUACGGCUUCUCGGUGGACUGGUGGGCUCUGGGAGUCUUGCUUUACGAGAUGCUGGCGGGCCGGAGUCCGUUCGACAUAGCCGGGGCCUCGGAGAAUCCGGACCAAAACACCGAGGACUACCUCUUCCAGGUCAUACUGCAGAAGACCAUACGUAUACCGCGCUCGCUCUCCGUCAAGGCUGCCUCGGUGCUCAAGGGUUUCCUCUGCAAGGAGCCGGCCGAGCGCCUUGGCUGUGGUAGCCGGAACGCCUUCACCGAUAUCAUGAACCACCCGUUCUUCAAAGCCAUCGACUGGGAGAUGCUGGAGCAGAAACAGGUCACGCCGCCGUACAAGCCGCGGCUGAAUUCCGAUCGCGACUUGGCAAACUUCCCGCCCGAAUUCACGGACGAGCCAGUACAUCUCACGCCCGAUGAUCCGCGAGUGAUCGAGAGGAUCGACCAGACGGAAUUCGAGGGUUUCGAGUACGUGAACCCGCUGCUCAUGUCGUUGGAGGACUGCGUGUGACAAGAGACGCCGAGCCAAGAAGCGUCGUACAGCGAGGAGGAUCAACACCUCGCCAUCGUGAUCCAGCACACCCAGCACCAGCAGCACACCCA
Messenger RNA from Copidosoma floridanum, 3745 nucleotides. RefSeq names its product protein kinase C iota type (gene aPKC). NCBI's taxonomy places the organism in Eukaryota, Metazoa, Arthropoda, Insecta, Hymenoptera, Encyrtidae. Gene Ontology annotation, biological process: protein phosphorylation; establishment or maintenance of cell polarity. The record is from RefSeq and is a predicted model, not a curated record. Gene Ontology annotation, molecular function: protein serine/threonine kinase activity; ATP binding; protein binding.